ACACAUCUUCCUGUCCAUCAUCACCACCACCACCACCCUUCUUGCAAGAACCUAUAAUGGUGCAAGAAAACUGAAAAAACCAAACCUUAAUCAAAUCAAAAAACAAAAAAAAUGAGGCCUCACCUCCUCUUCCCCUUCUUCCUCUACUGUUCCAUUGCUUUCCAUUCUGUUCUUUCCAUCAAUCAGCUCUCAUCUCUCCUACAAAUCAAAUCCACCCUCAUUGAUCCACUCAACAAUCUGCAAAACUGGCAAGAAAACUCCACAGAUUCAGACAAAUCCACCUCCCCACAUUGCCGUUGGGCCGGCAUCCUCUGCAGCCGAGACUGCCUUGUGGUGAGGCUGGACUUGUCCAGCAUGAACCUCAGUGGCAUCGUCUCUGAUCACAUUCAAGAUUUGAGCAGCCUUGUGGAGCUCAAUCUCUCGAACAACUCGUUUUCGAGUGAGCUCCCGAGGGUUUUAGGCAAUCUGACCUCACUCAAAAGCAUUGAUCUGAGCCAGAACAGCUUUGUUGGAAGGUUCCCUUCUGGGCUUGGGGCCUUCCCUGGGCUGGAGAUGGUUAACGCGUCGAGCAACAAUUUCGAAGGGCGGAUCCCGGAUGAUCUAGGCAAUGCAUCUUCUUUGGAGAGUUUGGAUUUUAGGGGGAGUUUCUUUGAAGGCUCAAUUCCUUCAUCUUUCAAGAAUUUGAAGAGGAUGAGGUUUUUAGGCCUUUCGGGGAAUAACUUGACUGGGAGGAUCCCGGUCGAGUUAGGCCAGAUGGAGUCGUUGGAGACAAUGAUCAUCGGAUACAACGAGUUUGAGGGUGGGAUUCCUAAGGAGUUUGGUGAUUUGAGGAAUCUUGAGUAUCUUGAUUUGGCUGUGGGGACUUUGGGUGGUGAGAUUCCUAAGGAGUUGGGGAAGUUGAAGAGGCUGACAACUGUUUACUUGUAUCAGAAUAGGUUUGAAGGGAAGAUUCCUUCUGAGAUUGGGGGGUUAGAUUCUUUGGUGUUUCUUGAUUUGUCAGACAACAGGUUUUCAGGUGAGAUUCCCUAUGAGGUGGCAGGGCUUGAGAAUCUCAAGCUGCUGAAUCUCAUGUGUAAUAACUUGAGUGGCUUGAUUCCUCCAAAGAUUGGUGAGCUGAGGAAUCUUGAGGUUCUUGAGCUGUGGAGGAACUCUUUGGAGGGAUCUCUGCCUUUGAAUCUUGGGAGAGAUUCCCCCUUGCAAUGGCUUGAUGUUUCAUCAAACAAUUUGUCUGGUGAGAUUCCACCUAGCUUGUGUGAGUUGGGGAAUCUCACUAAGCUUAUUCUGUUUAACAACUCCUUCUCGGGUCCAAUUCCCGCGAGCUUGGCUAGCUGCUCGUCUCUUGUUCGUGUCAGGAUUCACAACAAUCGCCUCUCGGGACCCAUCCCUUUAGGCUUCGGAACUCUGCCUCGGCUGCAGAGGCUGGAGGUGGCCACCAACAAUUUGAGUGGUGAAAUCCCUCGAGAUUUUGCUCUUUCUACAUCCCUCUCCUUUGUGGAUGUCUCGAGGAAUCGCCUUGAUUUGUCGUUACCCUCGAGCAUUCUCUCCGUUGGGACUCUCCAGACGUUCAUGGCGGCCUCAAACAGCUUGGUGGGAGAGAUCCCUGAUGAGUUCCAAGGCUGCCCUUCUCUGUCCGUUCUUGAUUUGUCUUUCAACCGUUUCUCCGGGGUGAUUCCAAAGGGCGUUGCUUCGUGUCGAAAACUGGUGACUUUAAAUCUCAGAAGCAAUGAGUUGAGUGGAGAAAUCCCAAGGGCAAUAGCCACAAUGCCAACACUCUCAGUUCUUGAUUUAUCCAACAACUCUCUGGUUGGGAGGAUACCUCAGGACUUUGGCAGCUCACCGGCUCUUGAAACGCUCAACGUAUCGUACAACAAGCUCGUGGGGCCAGUCCCGAGCAACGGGAUCUUGAUGACGAUCAAUCCGGACGAUCUGGCUGGCAAUGCCGGUUUGUGUGGUGCAAUACUCCCACCUUGCUCACAAGGCUCAAUUAGGCCUCCUGGGCAUAGUAAGGCUCAUGUGAAGCACAUUGUGGUAGGAUUUUCCGUCGGAAUUGCUGCGAUUUUUGCUGCGGGAAUCCUCGUUUUCGCGGUGAGGCAGGUGUACAGGAAGUGGUACCUAUGCAGCAGCAGCUCAUUCACAGAUUUGUUCAAGAAAAGCAGCUCAGAAUGGCCUUGGAGGCUUGUGGCAUUUCAAAGGCUGCAUUUCACAAGUGCUGAGAUCUUGUCUUGCAUAAAGGAGUCGAACGUGGUGGGCGUGGGCGGGACGGGGAUCGUGUACAAGGCCGAGACGCAGAGGCCUCACACUGCUAUAGCAGUGAAGAAGCUGUGGAGAUCAGAAGCAAGUGAUGUGGAAAGUGGAGAUGAACUCUUUGCUGAGGUGAAUAUCUUGGGAAAAUUGAGGCAUAGGAACAUAGUUAGAUUGCUCGGGUAUCUCCACAACGAGGCGGAUGUGAUGAUGCUGUACGAAUACAUGCCUAACGGGAGCCUUGGGGCUGCAUUACACGGGAAGGAAGCCGGGAGGUUCUUGGUGGAUUGGGUUUCUAGAUACAAUGUUGCUCUUGGUGUAGCACAGGGACUUGCGUAUCUUCACCACGACUGCCACCCUCCGAUCAUCCACAGAGACGUGAAGUCGAACAAUAUCUUGCUAGACUCUGAUUUUGAGGCAAGGAUUGCUGAUUUUGGCCUUGCAAGGACAAUGCUGCACCAGAAUGAGACUGUUUCCAUGGUGGCUGGAUCAUAUGGUUACAUUGCACCGGAGUAUGGUUACACACUCAAGGUUGAUGAGAAGAGUGACAUAUACAGCUAUGGAGUAGUGCUGCUCGAGCUCUUGACCGGGAGGGCUCCUUUGGACCCUUCUUUUGGGGAGUUGAUUGACAUUGUCGAAUGGGUGAGACGAGAAGUGAAGAGUAAGGCGAAAUCCGAGGCUGCGUUGGAUCCGGACAUUGCAGGGCAGUGUAGGCAUGUGCAAGAAGAGAUGAUUCUUGUGCUCAAGAUUGCACUUUUGUGCACUGCUAAGCUGCCCAAGGAGAGGCCCUCGAUGAGGGACGUUGUGAUGAUGCUCGGGGAGGCGAAGCCGAGGAGGAAGAGCAUAUGCCAGAGGUGGGGAUAUGGUGAGAACAAGGAGAAAAUGAUAUUUGCACAUUCACCAGUUAUAGGGCAAUUGUAGUUGAGAGAUUGAACUUCUUGAGUUUGUUUUGGAUGCUUUUGAAGUUUGGUUGGUUAAAUUUGUGUUGAUAGAAUUGUAAAGUUUUUUUUUUUCUUUUUUGUAUGUUGUUUUUCACCCUUUUUGUGGUUGUGGUAAUAAAGGGAAAGAAGCAUAGUGUUUAUACAAUAUAGAUUUCCUCUUUGAUUUUUGA
This is a messenger RNA of Salvia splendens (bonfire salvia), 3352 nucleotides long. Its product is annotated as MDIS1-interacting receptor like kinase 1. The transcript has 2 exons. Gene Ontology annotation, molecular function: receptor serine/threonine kinase binding; protein kinase activity; ATP binding. Bases 112 to 3162 code for a protein of 1016 amino acids. Gene Ontology annotation, biological process: protein phosphorylation. The record is from RefSeq and is a predicted model, not a curated record. Lineage: Eukaryota; Viridiplantae; Streptophyta; Magnoliopsida; Lamiales; Lamiaceae.